Messenger RNA from Cucumis sativus (cucumber), 1781 nucleotides. RefSeq names its product delta(12)-fatty-acid desaturase FAD2. Lineage: Eukaryota; Viridiplantae; Streptophyta; Magnoliopsida; Cucurbitales; Cucurbitaceae. The record is from RefSeq and is a predicted model, not a curated record. Gene Ontology annotation, biological process: lipid metabolic process. Bases 230 to 1378 code for a protein of 382 amino acids. Gene Ontology annotation, molecular function: oxidoreductase activity, acting on paired donors, with oxidation of a pair of donors resulting in the reduction of molecular oxygen to two molecules of water. The transcript is spliced from 2 exons.
CGCUCAUAUUCCUAGAAGUGCCUCCAAAUAAAGGAAAAAUAUUCACACAAGAGAGAGAGAGAGAGAGAGAGAGAGAGAGAGAAAAAUAAGGCUUUGUUGCCGGCGAUCUGAAGGCGGCGGCCAUUGCUCUCGAGAGAGAGAGAAAGAGAGAGAUUGAAAGAGCGGAGAGUACGAGGCUCUCUCAAACUUCGGUCCUCUUCUUCUCUUUCAGGUCAAUAUCCUUGAAAAAAUGGGUGCUGGAGGUCGAAUGUCCUCUCCUUCAUCUCUCAAGAAGACAGAUUCUGACCACUUGAAGCGAGUACCGUCCACAAAACCCCCAUUCACACUUGGUGAGCUCAAGAAAGCUAUUCCACCUCAUUGCUUUCAACGUUCAGUCCUUCGUUCUUUCUCCUAUGUCGUUUAUGACCUAACCUUAGCCUCUAUCUUCUAUUACAUUGCAACCACAUAUUUCCAAAAUCUUCCUAGCCUCUUAUUUUAUCCAGCCUGGGCUUUGUACUGGGCUGCCCAAGGCUGCGUCCUUACUGGCGUUUGGGUCAUUGCCCACGAGUGUGGCCACCACGCCUUCAGUGAUUACCAGUGGCUGGAUGACACCGUUGGCCUUAUCCUCCACUCGUUUCUCAUGGUCCCCUACUUCUCUUGGAAAUACAGCCACCGUCGACACCAUUCCAACACCGGAUCUCUUGAACGAGAUGAAGUCUUUGUCCCUAAACAGAAAUCCGACAUGAAAUGGUACUCCACAUACAUCAACAACCCUGUAGGCCGUGUCCUCACCCUCACCAUCCAACUGGUCCUAGGCUGGCCUCUUUACUUGGCCUUCAACGUCUCUGGCCGUCCCUACGACCGUUUUGCCUGCCACUAUGACCCAUACGGUCCCAUCUACACUGACCGUGAGCGGUUACAGAUAUUCAUUUCGGACGCUGGGCUGCUAACUGUCACCUAUGGGCUCUACCGCCUUGUUCUAGCCAAAGGAUUGGCUUGGGUGGUUUGUGUUUACGGAGUUCCACUUCUGAUCGUAAAUGGAUUCCUCGUCCUAAUCACAUACCUUCAACACACUCACACAGCACUGCCACAUUACGAUUCCUCCGAAUGGGACUGGCUAAGAGGUGCCUUGGCAACCGUAGACAGAGACUACGGCAUCUUGAACAAGGUCUUCCACAACAUUACGGACACUCAUGUGGCUCAUCAUUUGGUGUCCACAAUGCCACAUUACCAUGCCAUGGAAGCAACCAAGGCAAUCAAGCCAAUUUUGGGCCAAUACUAUCACUUUGAUGGGACCCCGGUUGUGAAGGCAAUGUGGAGAGAAGCAAAAGAGUGCAUUUACGUGGAGCCUGAUGAAGGUGAGAAGAAAGGCGUUUAUUGGUAUAAAAACAAGUUGUAAUUUGCUUGUGGAAGAAGCAGUGUGAGAGAGAAAAGUGCCUUUGUCUACUUAAAAGUGGGGUAAACUUUUAAGCAUCUUGGUUCUGCUACUACUACUACUCUAGGAGAGCUGUUUGUUUUUCUUCUUUGUUAUAUGAACCUUAGUUUCUGUUAUGGGUAAGUUUAAUUCCUACCAAAAUGCCAACUCUUUUGUUAAGUCAGUCAAGUUUCUUGGUUGGUUUUACUUUGUUGGUUCGGGUCUAGAUUACAAGAUACUCGUAAGGUAUGCAGAUGCUUAAUGAUGAUUAAAUGUUAAUGCAUGCGAAUUGACUUUUCUUCAGAUUGCGUCUAUGUUAUGGAUAGAUUAGGAUGUCCAUGUGUAAUAUAUUUUCAUGUAUGGAAAAACAUUGCUAGACUUGGCCUCA